Eleginops maclovinus (Patagonian blennie) is the source of this 1179-nucleotide messenger RNA. RefSeq names its product CD79b molecule, immunoglobulin-associated beta (gene cd79b). The record is from RefSeq and is a predicted model, not a curated record. The coding region runs from base 161 to 793 and encodes 210 amino acids. Gene Ontology annotation, biological process: B cell differentiation; B cell receptor signaling pathway. Lineage: Eukaryota; Metazoa; Chordata; Actinopteri; Perciformes; Eleginopidae. Gene Ontology annotation, cellular component: B cell receptor complex; external side of plasma membrane. The transcript has 5 exons.
CUCUCUUCCCCUUUAUUUGCAUGCCAUUAAAGCCUGAGUGGUAACAGACAGCCCACCCACUGGUGCAGACACUUCUUCUUUUUCAAGACACAUAGAUGCCUGCAGAGAGACAAACGUGUGGAAAUCGGCAUUUACGAACGUAUCUUCUGUUGAUGUCAUCAUGCGCUGGUUACUGGCUGGAUGCUGUGGACUUGCUUUAAUCAAUAUUUCAGUGGCCCUACACCAAAACUUGCCGAUCUCCCAGAAGCCCCGGUUCUAUGGAGUGAAAGCCGGACGUGAUGUUGGCAUUUUCUGUCUGUGCUCGAACAAGCACAAGUCAACCAUUGUCGAGUGGCACAGAGUCACUGAGUACAACCAAGUGAUUGAUGGAAACUCAAGCAAGUUAGCGACAGGAAAGAAGUAUGAAUUUAUUAACGUCAGUAACAACCAAAAUAUCUUUCUCCUCAUCCAUGAUGUGAGCGUCGAUGACAACGGAGUGUACUUCUGUAAGACAAAGGAUCAUUGGGGACCUGGAACUGCAGUUCAAGUAAUCAGGAAUACUGGUGGCCAGGGAAGCUAUAGAAGCAAGAUGAAGGAUGUUCUCAUCAUCCUCCAGGCCCUGCUGUUGGCUGUGUGUAUUGCUGCUGUACUGCUACGCAAACAUCAACAGUUGGAAAAGAAGGACAGUAUAUAUGAAGAACCUGAAAUUGAUCACAUCUAUGAGGGCUUGGCGAUUGAGACGUGUUCUGGAGGUCUAUAUGAGGAACUCUCAGUGUACGCGCAGGCUGAAGGAGCUGAGGCCCCAUGGCAGUAGUGUGCCUCACAAUAACUCUCCAUUAUGAAGUACGAAUGAUACUUUAAGAGCCCUUUGUAGAGUUUAGUCAUUCUGCUACGCCACCAGUUUGUUUAUAAGUGUGUAACUGAAUGUUCAUUCUAAAAUGCUUGCUUUAUGUGCUGUUGAUGAUAUGCUAUUUAGUGGUUUGAAGUCCAGUGAAGUGUAAAGGAGCUAUUUUACAAUUCAGACUUGUUGUUGGUGCUUUAAGAGGCUUUUAUAAAUACAAUAAAAGUGUUAUUUUAUAAAGGCUACUCUGACUUUAAUAUCUGCUUUAUAAAUGUGUUUGUGUAAACGUAACUAUAUCAAGAGACUGAAUGUUGAUGUAGCAGGAAUAAAAAUAAAAGCUGUUUCCCUUUGCUUGAGAA